This is a messenger RNA of Periconia digitata, 2352 nucleotides long. The record is from the annotation of a GenBank genome assembly. NCBI's taxonomy places the organism in Eukaryota, Fungi, Ascomycota, Dothideomycetes, Pleosporales, Periconiaceae.
UCGAUUUCGGCGACUUACUUGGUCGAACAGAUUGUUCAGGAUGAACGACUUCGCGAAGAAACUGCCUUUUGGACGUUCCAAGUCCCCGUCCAAAUCCAACAGCGAAGAUGCAUCGCUCACUACGCUCCUUGAUGCCGACCAAUGCGCAGAUCUCACGUUCCUUAUAGCUACGAUAACGGCCACUAUGCGUACCUCGCUCGUCCAUAUCUUCACUGCCGAGGAAAUUGAGCAAGGCCACAGUUCCAAGACAGCGAAGUCUACAUCCAACUCGGAACAAGAUGCCGCUCUAGCUGCCGCACCAUCUGACCUCAGUAAAGUCGACGUGGAGAAGGAAGACAAACUGCGCAAGGACCGGGCGAAAAGAGAAGAGGAGGCGAGAAAAGAGUUAGCCAAACCCGAGGUUCAAGAACUAAAACAGGCCGUGUUGGCGCACUUUGACGAGUGGAGAGGGAAGGUGAUUGUGAGGGUGGGCGAGAUAGUGAAUUCACGACAGGAAGCCAAAGAGCAGAGUUCCAAGGUCCCAAAAGACGAUGUCGAGGAGAAAGUGAAAAGAUCGGAGACAGGACUGAGGAGCAUAAGCAGCACGGAAGACAAGGGAGAAAAUGAGGACGAAGUACUUCACGAGCUUUACCCCCCGGUUUCCACGUCACUGGCGAAGCUAGAUCAGCAGAAACGAAUGUUGGUUUUGCAUUCACUGGUUCUCAUCGUUUUAAGCUUAGAAUCCUACUCGGCUCACUCGCGCAUUUUACUCCUUCAUCUAACGUCCUCGCUCCAACUAAGCCUGGCGACCCUCAAAGGAGACGAGGAAACCAUAGCAAGAGGCCUCCUCGAAGCUGCUUCGCAACAGCUCUCUGCCGAUGCCGAAACAAAAAAAGCAGCAGAGUCUUCUUCCACGGCUCGCAAAUGGAAGGUUGGUCUAGCAGGUGUAGCUGGAGCUGCUCUCAUCGGCGUGACUGGAGGUCUGGCCGCACCUCUCCUUGCAGCUGGUAUUGGAUCUGUCAUGGGUGGUCUUGGUUUGGGAGCCACUGCAGCAGCAGGUUAUCUUGGUACACUUGCAUCAUCCUCAGUCCUCGUUGGUGGUUUGUUCGGUGCAUACGGCGCCAAAAUGACAAGCCAGGCUAUGGACGACUACGCCCGUGAAGUCGAAGAUUUCGGCUUCAUCCCUAUCCACCACUUCCAUCGACCCCGCAAGGUCCAAAAAGAAUUCCGCCGUCUUCGUGUUGCCAUAGCCAUCUCAGGCUGGCUCACCAGCAAAGAAGAAGUCGUAGUGCCCUGGCGCUACAUGGAGCCCAGCAUCGAAGGCUUCGCGCUCCGCUGGGAACUCGAAGCGCUCCUCAAACUCGGCAACUCCAUGGAUUCAUUCGUAAAAAGCGCAGCCUGGAGCUACGCCAAAGGUCAACUCAUCAAACGCACCAUCUUCGGCGCCCUCGCCUCUGGCCUCUGGCCCCUAGGUCUGCUCAAGAUCUCCUCUGUCCUCGACAACCCCUUCUCAGUCGCCAAGUACCGUGCGGACCGCGCAGGCGAAGUCCUCGCCGACGCCCUCAUCAAUCGCGUUCAGGGCGAGCGUCCCAUUACGCUCAUAGGCUAUUCACUCGGUGCACGCCUCAUCUUCUCUUGCCUCCAAACCCUCGCUAAACGCCGCGCCUUCGGACUCGUAGAGAACGUCGCAUUGCUCGGCUCACCCUGCCCAUCCGACGCAGACGACUGGCGGCGCAUCCGCAGCGUCGUCAGCGGCCGCGUCGUCAACGUCUUCUCGACAAACGACUACGUCCUCGCGUUCCUAUACCGCACUUCCAGCAUCCAACUCGGCGUUGCGGGACUCCAGCCCGUUCUCGGCGUGCACGCAGUACAAAACGUUGAUGUUUCGGAGCUUGUCCCGGGACACUUGGCGUAUCGCUACCUCACUGGCAGCAUCCUCAAGAAAAUCGGCUUCGAGGACAUCGAUGUCGAGGAAGUGGAGAAGGAGGAGGCGGAGAUGAAGGCCGUGGCUGAGACGGAGCGGAAAGAACGCGAGAGUAAGAAGAGUGACAAGGAGAAGAGCGAGGAUGAGGAGAAGGCCGAGUUGGAGCGCGAGGUGGAGAAGAGGAAUGAGGCUAGUAUGAUGAGUUGGGCCAUGGAGAAGAUGAAUGUAGGGACGUUGUGGGGGAGCGGAAGGAAAGAGAGGACUGAGGCGGAGAAGAUGGUUGAGCUGGAGAAGAAGGCUAGGAAGGACGCUGGUGGGGAUGGGAAGGAGGCUGGAGCGGCCGCGCCAGCGCCAGCGUAGGGGGGUUUCUAUUUCUUGUGGCGAAUCGAUUGAAUUUGUUUGGCAAUAGGGUUCCUCGUAAUAUCUUUCUUCUUCAGUGGAGCACACGU